CUCCUCGGCCGCCCCAUGGCUCCGGCUCCGGCGGCGGCGGGCGCGGGGGCGCGGGGCCCCGCCGCGCUGCCGCUGCCGCUGCCGCUGCUGCCGCUGCUGCUGCUGCUGCUGCCGCUGCCGCUGCCGGGCGCCGGGCUGGAGGUGCAGCGCAAGUUCCUCUCGGCCACCCCCACCAACAACUUCGCGCUGGACGGCGCGGGCACCCGCGUCUACCUGGCGGCCGUCAACCGGCUGUACCAGCUGUCGGGGCCCAACCUGACGCUGGAGGUGGAGGAGGCGGUGGGGCCGGUGCUGGACAACCCGCUGUGCCACGCGCCGCAGCUGCCGCAGGCCUCCUGCGAGCACCCCAAGGUGCUCACCAACAACUACAACAAGCUGCUGCAGCCCGACCCGGCGCAGGGCGUGCUGGUGGUCUGCGGCUCCAUCUACCAGGGCUUCUGCCAGCUGCGCAGCAUGGCCAACAUCUCCGCCGUGGCCGUGCGCUUCCCGCCGGGCGGCGGCGGCGGCGGCGAGCCGGUCGCCGUCUUCCCCAGCAUGCUCAACGUGGCGGCCAACCACCCCAACGCCUCCACCGUGGGGCUGCUGCUGCGGCGCGGCGGCGACACGCGGCUGCUGGUGGCCGCCACCUACACGGGCUUCGGCAGCCCCUUCUUCCCCCGCAACCAGAGCCUGGAGGACCACCGCUUCGAGAACACGCCCGAGAUCGCCAUCCGCGCCCUCAACGCGCGCGGCGACCUGGCGCGGCUCUUCACCUUCGACAUCAACCCCUCCGACGACAACGUCUUCAAGAUCAAGCAGGGCGCCAAGGCGCGCCACAAGCUCAGCUUCGUGCGCGCCUUCCUGCACGGCCGCGCCGCGCCCGCCCGCCGCCCCUACGCCUACCUGGCGCUCAACAGCGAGGCCAACGCGGGCGACAAGGAGAGCCCGGCGCACGGGCUGCUGGCGCGCAUCUGCCUGGGCGACGCCGCCGAGCCGCCGCUCAACGGCAGCGCCGAGCCCCGCAAGCUCACCGAGUCCUACGUGCAGCUGGGGCUGCGCUGCGGCGCCUUCGCGCGCCUCGUGGCCGUGAGCCCGGCGCGGGCGGCCGGCGGCUCCGAGCGCCUCUUCGGCGUCUUCGCGCGGGCGGGCGGCGGGCGGCCGCGCUCGGCGCUCUGCGCCUUCCGCUUCGCCGACAUCGAGGCGGCGAUCCGCGCGGCCCGCAGCGCCUGCUUCGGCAGCCCCGGCGCCGGCGCCGUGGCCGUGCUCGACAGCGUGGUGCAGGGCACCGGCCCGGCCUGCGAGAAGAGGAACAUCCAGCUACAGCCGGAGCAGCUGGACUGCGGAGCAGCACAUCUGCAGCACCCCUUAGCCGUCAUAAACCCUGUCACAGCUACGCCGGUGUUCACCUACAACGGCCUCACGUCCGUGGCGGUUGCCAGUGUCAAUAAUUACACCGUCGUGUUCCUGGGCACGGCGAAUGGAGGACUCCUGAAGAUUAAUCUGGACAGUUCCAUGAAGAUCAUUAGCAGGAGAUCCAUUUCCGUGGCUUAUGGAGAGCCUGUUCAUCCCAUCAUGCAGUUUGAUCCUUCUGAUUCCACCUACCUCUAUCUGAUGACGUCCUAUCAGAUGACGCGGGUGAAGGUGGCUACCUGCGACCAGUAUGGGACGUGCGCGGAGUGCCUGGCCGCCGCUGACGCUUACUGUGGGUGGUGCACCAUGGAGACCAGGUGCUCGCUGCAGCACGAGUGCGCAAAUUUCAGUGAGGCCGAUUUCUGGACGAGUGCAAGUGAAGGAGUGCAGCAGUGUCCUUCCAUGACCAUCUUGGAAUCCGAAAUUAAUAUCGACAAAGAUAACCCGGCCCUGAUAAUACAAAUAAAUGGGACAAUCCCGAACCUGAAUGGAACAAACAUAUCGUGCGAUUAUGGGAAUAAUAUCCACACAGUGGCAAGAGUUGCUGGAGAUUAUGUAAACCAAUUCAUUUAUUGCAGUUUACUUCCACGAGAAAAAUAUCCAGCAUUUCCAGAUAACCAAGACCAUGUGAUCGUCGAAACUGCUCUCCGGGUCAACAACAAAAAUAUUAUCUGGGCCAAUUUCACCAUCUACGAUUGCAAAAGAACUGGAAACAUUUACCCAAAGAGAGCAUGCACCAGCUGCCUCUCAACGCGGUGGAAGUGUUACUGGUGCCCCUCGAAGUACGUGUGUGUCUCCAACCACUCGCAAUGCGAGGAUGCGCUGCAGAUCAAAGAGAAAAUUGACUGUCCGCAGAUUGUCCCUGCGCCUUUAGACCCAAUGCCCACGGGAGCUGCUCAAGACAUUAUAAUCUCACUGGCUAAUGCGACUUUCUCUAAGGAGACGGCUCUGGAAUGCCAUUUUGGGACCGAGCGGACGUUCGAAGCCCGGUGGCUGAACUCCUCCGCCGUCCGGUGCAGCCACGUGCUGCUCCACACGUCAGAAAAAAGCCAUCUCUUCCCAGUAAGCCUUCAGCUGAAGGAUAAACCAGACAGAUUUAUUGACAGUCCAGAGAUGAUGACAGUGGAGGUCUAUAACUGUGCAACUGGAAGCGCUGACUGUUCUCAGUGUCUGGGGAGAGAGGACCUGGGACACCGGUGCAUCUGGAGUGAGACCAGCUCCAGCUGCAGACUAAACACCGAAUCCACCCAGACCUCAGAUGUGUGCCCAGCUCCUGAGAUUAGGAAGAUUGAGCCCCUGAGCGGGCCCCUGGAUGGAGGAACUCUGCUCACAAUACGAGGAAGGAACCUGGGCCGCAGGUUCAGCGAUGUCAUUAACGCUGUCAGGAUCGGGGGUGUGAAAUGUGUGCCACUCGAGGACAGAUACGUGGUUUCUGAGACGAUCGUAUGCCAGACUGGAGAAGCUCAGGAGGUGCUUUCUGAUGUGGUAACAGUUAAUGUGAGCCGGGAAGGCAAGUCCAGGGAGCGAUACUCCUAUGUGCUUCCCAUGGUGCAAUCCAUAGCUCCCCCGAACGGCCCGAAAGCCGGAGGAACGAGAGUAACCAUCAAAGGAAGCAGGCUGGAUGUCGGCUCUGAGCUCCGGGUCCUCGUCAACAGCUCCAAGCAGUGCGCGGACCUCAGUCGCAACGAUACCGCUAUCACGUGCACCAUGCCAUCUGUGGACCUCCCCAUGGCCGUGCGAGUCUGCGUCCAGUUUGAGAACAAGUCUUGUGCCAGCUACAACAUCACGUUCAAGUAUGAGAAGAACCCGGUUGUAACAGACGUCAACCCUAAGAAGAGUCAUAUCAGUGGGGGCAGAAUCAUCACCCUGGAGGGACGAGGCUUUGAACUGGUACAGAAUGUGUCGAUGGUGGUACGUGGCAUCGGCAGAGAGCAAACGAGUUGUAAGGUUCACACCGACACUGUGAUUACCUGCCCUUCUCCAGCUGCCUCCAACAUCACUACGGGGAGCAAGCCGGCGCCUGUGGACUUCUAUCUCAAUGGUCGCCUCUACGCGGAUGACCGUCCGGCUCUUGAUGAGGAGAUGUACCCGGAGGAGGCCCCGCACAUCAGCAAGUUCAGCCUGGAGUACUAUGCCGACCCCCAGUUCUUCACAGCCAAGAAGGAGAAAUGGAUCAAGCACCAUCCUGGCGAGCCCUUAACUCUGGUUAUACAUAAAGAGCCUGACAACCUAGGCCUGGAAAGCAAUGAGUACCAAGUGAAAAUUGGCCUUAUCUCGUGCGAGAUCCAGAUUGUUUCCGAUAAAGUCAUUCACUGUUCGGUCAACGAGUCGCUGAGCACCUCGGAAAGACAGUUACCUGUGACGAUCCAGGUUGGAAAGUUCAACCACACAAUCGCCAUGCUGCACCUCGGGGGAGGAGAGACUGCAAUCAUCGUCUCCAUUGUCAUCUGCAGCAUCUUGCUGGUCCUCUCUGUUGUAGCACUCUUUGUGUUUUGCACAAAGAGCCGUAGAGCAGAGCGUUACUGGCAGAAAACUUUGCUCCAGAUGGAAGAAAUGGAGUCCCAGAUCCGAGAGGAGAUCCGCAAAGGUUUUGCUGAGCUGCAGACAGACAUGACAGACCUGACCAAGGAGCUAAACCGCAGCCAAGGGAUCCCGUUCCUGGAAUACAAGCACUUUGUCACCCGGACAUUCUUCCCCAAAUGUUCCUCGCUCUACGAGGAGUGCUACGUUCUGCCUUCCCAGCAGCUCAGCUCCCAGGUGGGGUCCCAGGUCCAAGAAACUCAUCCGCUCCUGGUGGGGGAAUGGAAAAUUCCUGAAAGCUGCAGACCCAACAUGGAAGAAGGAAUCUCGCUGUUCUCCACCUUGCUCAACAACAAGCACUUUCUCAUUGUGUUUGUCCAUGCUCUUGAGCAACAGAAAGACUUUGCUGUUAGAGACAGGUGUAACCUGGCCUCCCUGCUUACUAUUGCAUUGCAUGGGAAACUGGAGUAUUACACCAGCAUCAUGAAGGACCUCUUGGUGGAUCUAAUAGAUGCUUCAGCUUCCAAAAACCCCAAGCUGAUGCUGAGGAGAACUGAAUCAGUAGUGGAGAAGAUGCUCACCAACUGGAUGUCCAUCUGCAUGUACAGCUAUCUCAGAGAGACGGUUGGAGAGCCGUUCUUCCUGUUGAUCUGUGCUAUCAAACAGCAAAUCAACAAAGGCUCCAUCGAUGCCAUCACCGGGAAAGCCAGGUACACCCUCAACGAGGAGUGGCUCCUGAGGGAGAACAUCGAGGCAAAGCCGCGGAACCUCAACGUCUCUUUCCAAGGCUGUGGGAUGGAUUCCUUGAGCGUUAGGGCCAUGGACACAGACACGCUCAGUCAAGUGAAAGAGAAGAUUCUGGAGGCCUUUUGCAAGAACGUCCCGUAUUCCCAGUGGCCAAGGGUAGAAGACGUCGAUCUUGAGUGGUUUGCCACAAGCACCAAUAGCUACAUCCUCCGGGACCUGGAUGAUACCUCGGUGGUGGAGGACGGCAGGAAGAAACUCAACACACUAGCCCAUUACAAGAUCCCUGAAGGGGCAUCACUGGCUAUGAGCUUGUUGGAUAAGAAGGAUACCACACUGAGCAGAGUGAAGGAUCUGGAUACCGAAAAAUACUUCCAUUUGGUUCUCCCAACUGACGAAUCAACUGAACACAAGAAGUCCCACAGACAGAGCCAUAGGAAGAAGGUCCUGCCGGAGAUCUACCUGACCAGGCUGCUCUCCACAAAGGGCACGCUGCAGAAGUUCCUGGACGACUUGUUCAAAGCCAUUCUCAGUAUCCGGGACGAUAAGCCGCCUGUGGCUGUGAAGUAUUUCUUCGACUUCCUAGAGGAGCAAGCAGAGAAGAGAGGGAUCACAGACCCGGACACUAUGCACAUCUGGAAGACCAACAGCCUACCUCUGAGGUUUUGGGUCAACAUCCUGAAGAACCCCCAGUUCGUCUUUGACAUUGACAAGACAGACCAUAUAGACGCCUGUCUCUCUGUGAUAGCCCAGGCCUUCAUUGACGCCUGCUCCCUAUCUGAUCUGCAGCUGGGCAAGGACUCCCCAACCAAUAAACUACUGUAUGCCAAGGAGAUCCCGGAGUACAGGAAGAUAGUGCAGCGCUACUACAAGCAGAUCCACGACAUGCCCCCGCUCAGCGAGCAGGAAAUGAACGCACACCUUGCCGAGGAGUCGCGGAAAUACCGGAACGAGUUCAACACCAACGUCGCCAUGGCUGAGAUAUACAAAUACGCCAAGAGAUACCGCUCCCAGAUAGUGACCGCGCUGGACUCCAACGCCACCACCAAGCGCACCCAGCUCCAGCACAAGUUUGAGCAAGUGAUCGCGCUCAUGGAAGACAACAUCUACGAGUGCUGCAGCGAAGCCUAGGCUGGCUGCAGCCCUGGAAGUGACCUCCUGUAGAGCGCGCUGCCUUUGACUGCGGAUACACCCUGGAUGACGCCCCGUCAGGGCCCUUCUGAAACCAGCCUGGUGGGGGGCGGCCCCGGCCCCUGGCUGAAGGGCCCCCUCGCGUAACAAGAAGCCACGAGACACCUUUGUGAGCAGCUCGAAAACCCUCUCAUCUGCACUGUGGCAUCCAUAAUUUAUUUGCUGUUUCAAGCCAGAAAUGGAGGCAUGACACUUGUGGCAAACUCAGUUAACCACUUCUUUCCAGUCAGCUCCUGAGCAGUCAGCUCCCGCAUUCCUGUUUCCCGAGGAGGCUCCUCGCGGACGAGACCAGGCUGCAGAAGCUGCGACGAUAGCUGCAAAGCAGAAGGGCAGCCGCAGGGAGUAGCGAGCAAGGAUGGCCACGGCUGUCGGAGCAACGGCAGAGCUCCCUUCCACACCAUCCCUCCGAUAUCUGCGCGUUUCCAACACCAGGGACUCUCAGCUGUUCACUGUCUGCUGCAUUCUGUGUAUUUUUGUGCCUUUUAUUUUUGUACUGUAUCUGUAAACGUAACCACUCCUCCAUCUGAGACGGGCAACACAGGGAACGUGGGGCUGAGACAGAGCAGUUGCUUCCUGGGGAGCUAAGGGAUGUUGAAGGCACUUUAUCCCCCAAUGGCAGCAGCUGUUACCUAGCUGGAGGGAGUGCGUUAGGUGUUCAGUGUUGGAAAGGCAGUUCCCCCUUCCCUGGGGUUCCCCGAUCCGUGUGCGCACUGGGCUGGAGUUUGCAGUGGAGUUGGCAAACACCCUGUAACGCAGCACCUUUCAGCCAGCCGCUCACGGGCCCCGCUUCUGCCCAGGAGCAGGAGACCAGACCUGAGCGGGAGAGGGAGAAGACCUCUAACGGUGGGUGGUGUCCCUGCCUCGCCAGCUGCACGCGCACACACACAUGCACACACACACGCACACACACACGCACACACACACGCACACACACGGCCUGGGUACCACAAGUCACAUCCGCAGGAGUCAGCUCCUACUCGCACCACUCGGACAGAGCAGAAGGGAGCCGCGGGCAGGGCAGGGCAGCAGCAUCUCCCGGUGCCCACCGGUGCCUGGGAACGGGGCGGCCAGCAGCAGCGGCAGCCGCGGCCCGGAGGAACGAGAGCGAGGACGGUGCUAUAGGGGUCUGUUUCUAAACCAGCUGGUUUGCGCGCUCUGCCCCCGCACACCGUGGUUAGUUAUCACCUGUCUAGCCUGAGCGCAAAGGGAACGUGCCCUCACUCGCUGUCGCAGCACGGUGCUCGCGCACGCAGGCCAGCGGAAUAGCUCCAGCAUCACAAGUUACAAGCAAAGGUAGAAAGCGAGACACUUGCUCCUCGUUAAGCGGGUACCAGCACGCAGCCCCGCUGCAGCAGGGCUCCCCCGAGCCCCGGACCCGCGCUGCCGCCCGCCGCGGUUGCUCCCCCCCCAGCUGCUGUGGCCCAUUUCCCUGCCUUCCCGCAGCCGGGGCGGCCGCGACUCCUCCGAUCUUUCCGGUGUCAUGUGAGCCCCUCUUUACGUGCAGGACCGCAGCUAACACCACGUGCUUGAAGCCAGAGUUCACAUGCAGGCCGAGGCAAUCUGCCACGAAAGCUAAACCUGUAGGCAGCCACAUUUUCAAACUGCCAAAAACAAAAAGAAAAGAAAA
Dromaius novaehollandiae (emu) is the source of this 7471-nucleotide messenger RNA. It is a transcript of the gene PLXND1, whose product is annotated as plexin D1. Lineage: Eukaryota; Metazoa; Chordata; Aves; Casuariiformes; Dromaiidae. Gene Ontology annotation, biological process: endothelial cell migration; semaphorin-plexin signaling pathway involved in axon guidance; regulation of cell shape. The transcript is spliced from 36 exons. Gene Ontology annotation, molecular function: protein binding; semaphorin receptor activity. The record is from RefSeq and is a predicted model, not a curated record. Gene Ontology annotation, cellular component: plasma membrane; semaphorin receptor complex. Bases 16 to 5784 code for a protein of 1922 amino acids.